AUGGCGGGCGGCGCCGCCGUUCCCGAUCGCGGCCCCGCGCCGCCGGGUGCCCCCCGGCCCUCCUCCUCCUCCUCCGCCCCUCCGCAUCCGCGGGGCUGGGCCGAGCCCCUCCCGCCCGGCCCCCCGCCCCGGGCCAGCCGGCCUUUCGCCGGGGCAGGGAGCCAGCCGUCGAGGAAGGGCAGCUCAGUUGGGCUGGGGACAGCGGACUGGGGACAGCGGACUGGGGAGAUCCUGUCCGGCUGUAGUCAGGGAGCCCCGAGCGGGGGACCAGGGGCUCCAGCCGCCCGGGCCGCAGGUACCAGUGUCCCUCAAGAACACUUUGCCCUCACUAUUUGCAGUGCCAGAAUGAAAACACACCAUGGUCUGUCUGGCCCAGCAAACCCUGCCAAGCCUUGUAGAAGUCCUAUCCUCCUGUAUAGGCUCCUUUGUGCCUUGCCACAGAGAACAUGAAAACGUGCUUUGUUCCAGCCUGGGGCUGACCCUGCCAUGUGACAUCAGGGAUUGAGCUGGAGCUUCAGCCACAGACUGGGGUGGCCACCAUCACCCACAACUGUGGUAUUCUUUCAGACAUAACCAAAACCACCACAUUUCAUGUGUGAGUAAUUAGGAACAGGGAACUUGUGCUUCUCCCUCUCUGCAGUGCUCAUGACAAAUAGCGAGUGGGAGUAUUUUAAUUUGAUUCUUCAAACGAUAAAAAUUCAAUUUUGUGUCGUGCCCUAUCCUUAUGGUUGGUAAACCACCUCUACAGCCCUGGAGUGUCCAUGUUUGUGCAUGGUUGGAAGUCUUCUCAAAAAACAAAAUUUCAGAAUUUGACCCCAGUGGGACUCACUUGUUCACCCAUUUUCUUAAAACACUGCAGUGGUUGAAUGCCUGGUAGAUAGAGCUGA
Molecule: messenger RNA, 887 nt
Organism: Poecile atricapillus (Black-capped chickadee)
Lineage: Eukaryota; Metazoa; Chordata; Aves; Passeriformes; Paridae
Product: putative cuticle collagen 80
Exons: 4
Coding region: 1-450 (149 amino acids)
Source: RefSeq, a predicted model, not a curated record